This is a messenger RNA of Necator americanus (New World hookworm), 948 nucleotides long. RefSeq lists its product as uncharacterized. The record is from RefSeq and is a predicted model, not a curated record. The transcript is spliced from 3 exons. Lineage: Eukaryota; Metazoa; Nematoda; Chromadorea; Rhabditida; Ancylostomatidae. The coding region runs from base 1 to 948 and encodes 315 amino acids.
AUGAUCUCAGGCGGUCGUGGAGGAUGUCCAGCUGGUGGAGUGGCAGAUGUGAUUACGCGAAGGCGCGCGGCGCUGAAGGGAGGUCAGGAGCGGUCAGCCGGUUUUCACGGGGAGAAACCACAGCGCAACUGGCUUUCUUUUUUGAACAUCCAGGUUGGAAUCUUAAACGGUACGUACCAAACGAAAUGGUGUCGUAAGCCCAGUAAUAAAAACAUCUUGGUUCAUUUUCUUUCUGCUCAUCCAUUUCAUAUGAAGAAAGCUGCGCUUAACAACAUGUUCCGCACGGCAAGAACCGUUUGUAGUGGACCUGAGGAGAGAAAGGAACCGUUAACUUUGGUCCACGAAAUUGCUGUUUCCAAUGGUUAUGAAAUCCGAACGCCUGAAACGAGACGAUACCGAAGUGAACGAGCACGGCAAUUGGAAAACCCCACCACAGAUAAGAUACCUCUCUACUUUCCUUACAUCUCCAAUGAAAUGAGCGCUGCCAUUAGGCGGUGUCUGAGGAGAGCAGACUUGGACAGCUCUGUUUCGGUCGUUGAAAUACCAGCGAACAAUUUGAAACGUCAGCUAGUUCGGAAUCGUUUGUACGAUACCAUCUGUACACCACCGAACUGUGUUAUUUGUCCCACAGGUAGACCAGGAGACGAAAGAACUGUGGCAACGAGUAUGUCGGUGAAACGGCACGACCGCUGUGCCCAUAGAACACAAAAACACGACGGAGCCGAUUUUGAAAUUAGGGACCAAAUCUUAGCGCACGAAUCAAAAACGUUGGCUCGAAAAUCGCUGGAGGCAUUCUGGAUCCAAGCUAAAAAUCCUAAAAUGAACCGCAAGGGCGAAUGUCUGACGAUAACGCGGGAACUCGCGCCAUAUCUCGAAUGGUUCUUCCGAUCCGAAUGUGACAUCCGAACCAUUCGCCCUCGUGAUCGACCAGUCAGCGGUCCAUGCUAG